Aegilops tauschii subsp. strangulata is the source of this 1643-nucleotide messenger RNA. Its product is annotated as farnesyl pyrophosphate synthase. Gene Ontology annotation, molecular function: dimethylallyltranstransferase activity; (2E,6E)-farnesyl diphosphate synthase activity. The record is from RefSeq and is a predicted model, not a curated record. Lineage: Eukaryota; Viridiplantae; Streptophyta; Magnoliopsida; Poales; Poaceae. Gene Ontology annotation, biological process: trans, trans-farnesyl diphosphate biosynthetic process. Gene Ontology annotation, cellular component: cytoplasm.
GCGUGUCGCCCCGCUCGCCCGUGCGGCGUCCGCCACUCGGUACCCGACGCUUCUCGAUCGUGCGCCGCGAGACUUUCUCGUCGCUCCCUGCAGCCAACACCACUUCCACCCGCGCGCAUUUGAUAGCUAGCCUGGCCCGGCCGGCGAUCUAUCCACCCAGUCACCUCGCGUCACCCGCCUAGCUAUCUAUCUACGCGCGCACCUAGACCCGAAGAAGCUGUCCAGCUAGUCACUGACUGUUAGUUGGAUCAUGGGGGCGCUGGCGGCGUCGAUCGCGUCUCACGUGCCGUCGGGGAUGCUGAGCGCGGGGCUGGCGGCGCUGGCGGCGCUGCCGAACCCCGGCGAGCUGGUGCGCAAGGCGGCGCGGCUGGAGGACGAGCUGAGGGAGCUGCUCCGGCUGAACGGCCGUGGCGCCGGGGCGGGGGCGGAGCAGGGGGCCGGCAACGGGGCGCAGCAGACGCGGGAGCGGUUCCUGCGCGCGUACGAGCGGCUCAAGGAUGAGCUCCUCAACGACCGCGCCUUCAACUUCGACUUCACCGAGGAGACCAGGCAGUGGGUCGCCAAGAUGCUGGACUACAACGUGCCUGGAGGGAAGCUGAACCGGGGGCUGUCAGUGAUCGACAGCUACAUGCUGCUGCGGGAGGGCACCGAGGUGGACGAAGAGGACUUCUACCUCGCCUGCGUCCUCGGCUGGUGCAUCGAAUGGCUCCAGGCGUCUGCCCUGGUGAUGGAUGACAUCACGGACAACGCCUACACCAGGCGGGACAACCUCUGCUGGUACAAGCUGCCCACCGUUGGCCUGUCUGCGAUAAACGACGGCGUGCUGCUGAAAUGCCACGUCCAGGCCAUCAUCAAGCGCUACUUCAAGGAGAAGUUCUACUUCAUGGAACUCAUGGAGCUCUGGAACGAGAUUGGGUUGCAGACCGCCAUGGGGCAGAUGCUGGACCUCAUCACCACCCACACCGGCGCCAAGGAUCUCGCCAGAUACAGGAUCCAAGGGUACCGCCGCAUUGUCAAGUACAAGACAUCCUACUAUUCCUUCUACCUGCCGGUUGCCUGUGCAUUGCUCUUGAAUGGCGCGAAACUGAGCGACUACGUCGAGCUCAAAAAUGUACUGAUUGAGAUGGGAGUCUACUUUCAGAUACAGGACGACUACCUCGAUUGCUUCGGCGACCCUCAAGUUAUUGGCAAGGUUGGAACAGACAUAGAAGACUACAAGUGCUCCUGGCUAAUUGUCCAGGCUAUGGAACUGGCUAAUGAGAAUGAGAUGAAAAUACUAUAUGAAAACUAUGGCAAGUCUUGCCCGGAAUGUGUUGCAGCAGUGAAAAAUGUUUAUAAGGAGCUUGAUCUCCAGGACAUAUUCUUGGAGUACGAGUCAAGAGUUUACAAGCACCUAGUUUCAACCAUCGACGCCGAGCCAGACCGUGCGAUUCGGGAGAUUUUGAAGAUCUUUCUGAAGAAGAUUUAUAGGAGAAAGAAGUAGACGACCCUCUCUGCUGUUUUCACAACCGUGAUUACUACGGGAGGAACCUUAAAUACAUUCCACGGUUGGGGGUGUCAUGCGCUCCCUUGUACAACGUGUAUGAUAUGAACUGUAUGAACUCGAGAAGACACUGCCUUGAAAUAAAGACCAUAUAUGUGAA